Messenger RNA from Gymnodraco acuticeps, 2731 nucleotides. It is a transcript of the gene tkfc, whose product is annotated as triokinase/FMN cyclase. Gene Ontology annotation, molecular function: glycerone kinase activity. Gene Ontology annotation, biological process: glycerol catabolic process. NCBI's taxonomy places the organism in Eukaryota, Metazoa, Chordata, Actinopteri, Perciformes, Bathydraconidae. The record is from RefSeq and is a predicted model, not a curated record. Gene Ontology annotation, cellular component: cytosol.
UCUUCCUCGGCUCUUUGUAAUCCGGUAUUAUCUACCUGCUGUCGGGAGCAAGUGGAAGCAAGACAGGAGAAAUGGAGCCCAGACAGAAGCUGAUCAACUCUGCAGAGGUCUGUGUGGACGAGGCUCUGUGUGGGCUGGUGAGGGCCAACGGGGGCCUCUCUCGGAUGUGGGGGGGCCACAGGGUGCUGCUGCGCUCAGACCUGAACCUCCUGAGGGGGAAAGUGGCUCUGCUGUCGGGAGGGGGGUCCGGUACAAACGAGCCUGCACACGGGGGUUUUAUUGGUGAAGGCAUGCUCUCAGCAGCUGUAGCAGGGGGAGUGUUGCUUCUCCUCCUCCUGCCAAGCAUCCUGGCGGCCAUUCUGUGUUUGCACAAAGCAGGAGCACAGGGCGUCCUCCUCAUCGUGAAGAACUACACCGGCGACCGCCUCAACUUCGGAUUGGCUGCUGAGCAGGCCCGUAACCAUGGCGUUGACGUCGACAUGGGGAUAGUUGCAUACGACUGCGGCCUCAACCAACCCAGUAAGGCGGGAAGGAGAGGACUGUGUGGAACCAUCUUCAUACACAAGGUGGCCGGUGCUUUAGCAGAAGAAGGCUGCUCAUUGAUCCAGAUGUUUCCAAGUGUGUGUGUGUGUGUGUGUGUUACAGGGACUCUGGGGGUGAGUCUGUCUCCCUGCAGUGUCCCCGGCUGUCUCCCCUCCUUUGACCUGCCGCCGGGAGACAUGGAGAUUGGGUUGGGGAUCCACGGUGAGCCUGGAAUCAAGAGAUCGAAGAUGGCGUCCGCUGACGAGGUGGUGAAGACCAUGAUAGAUCACAUGACCAACAAUGACAGCCAAUCACAUCUGCCGCUCAAGUCAGGCAACAGUGUGGUGGUAUGUGUGAACAACCUCGGAGCGUUGUCCUGUCUGGAGAUGGCUGUUGUUACCAGAGCAACCAUCAUCUGUCUGGAGAGUCGCGGUGUGGUGGUUGCCAGGGUGAUGUCGGGGUCGUUUAUGACAUCUCUGGAGAUGGUGGGAGUUUCGCUGACCGUGAUGACGGUCGACCAGGAAACACUGAGACUGUUUGAUGCUAAGACCAGCGCCCCCGCCUGGCCGAACCUCAGCAGUGUGUGUGUGAGCGGACGCAGCUUCAUCACAGAAGCUCCAGAGAUGAGCCCCCACCCACAGGACCACACACACAAAGAAGGGCCUCUGAGUCCCGUCAUGCGUAAAGCGUUGGUUAAAGUUUGUACCACACUGUUGGAGAAGCAGGAGGAACUGAAUGCGUUGGACCGUGCUUCCGGGGACGGAGAUUGCGGUAACACUCACGCUCAGGCUGCUAAAGCCAUUCAGGAGUGGCUCCAGGAUCAUGUGGUUCCUGGUUGCCCUGGGCGACUGUUGUCAGUCCUCGCUGGAUUGGUCCAGGAGAAAAUGGGCGGGUCUUCAGGAGCGUUGUACAGUCUGUUCCUGACGGCGGCGGCAGGUCAUGUGACCGAAGGGCAGAGCAACGGUGCAGCCUGGGCUACUGCAAUGCAUGCUGGGACACAGGCCAUGAAGAAGUAUGGCGGUGCUGACGUUGGAGACAGAACGAUGUUGGAUGCUUUGUGUCCUGCUGUGGAUGAGCUGAUGAAGCUGAAAACAGCUCCACCCGGUGGACAGCUGGCUGUACUGCAGAAUGCUGUGAAGAAAGCGUCCUUGGGGGCGGAGUCGACCCUUGACCUCACAGCGAUGGCGGGUCGGGCGAGCUACAUCGCGGCGGAGCGAGUCUCGCUGCCUGACCCCGGAGCCGUCGCCGUGGCAACCAUCAUGAGAACCGUGAUGGAGACCCUGGAGGAAGAGAAGAAGAAGUAAAAACAGCAAAGAGUAUCGGAGAAGAUUAUCACUAUCCCAAUACAGUGAUGUGGAGUUCUCUGAAGCACAUUCAAAGCUAUUUUUCAUAGCUUUCAUACAGUGAAUGAACAGGAACAAGGUACUUUAUAAACAGAACAUCUUGCUUAAAGCAGCUAGCAGUGAUGUAAGAUUAGUAAAAAACCAGUGGUCCUUAACAAUUACUUAACAAGCUUAGAAAUACUGCAAAUAGAAUCAUGUCUAGUAAGUUUUAAAUCAAUUGUAGUAAUAAUGGAUCUGUAUUAUUACUUCAUCACUAUCACCAGGCUAAUACUAGGAUUAUGUGAGCAAUUACUGUGAUUUUGAGGUCUCUGAAGCACUUUCAAGCUCAUUUCCAUAGCUUUUACACAGUGAAUGAAAGAUAUAUAUAAAUAUUGUGUAUUUAAGAUUUAGUAAAGGGUAAAAACAAGAGGAAAAACCUUGGUAUGAUCCUUUAAAAUGUGAUUAGCAAGCUCAGAAAUGCUGUUUAUACAAUCAAAGUUUAGCAAGACUUAAAUAGUUAUUGUUAUAAUGCAUCUUAAUUAUUAUUUAGAUGACCUUUUGAAACAUAAAAUAUGUGUAUAAGUCAGUCCUUUAACAUACCUUGUUACUACCAAUGAAAUACAAAAUAACACCAGUUCCUACAUUUCCCAUGAUGCAACUUGGUAGUUUGUUGUCUAUCUUCAUAAUGAAUGUAUGUAAAAUAGUAAAAAAGUCAAAUAUCAUUACAUUUAUUAUCAUGUUUCGUAAUCUCUGUGUAGCAAAUGCUGUUCAGGGAAUUCAAAUGCACUUUCUUAAAACAACAUUGUUAAUUCUAAUGAAUAAAAUGACAAUUAAACUGUAAAUAAUAAACAGUAAAUAAACAACUAAAUGUGUGUUUUAUGAUUUAA